Penicillium cataractarum is the source of this 681-nucleotide messenger RNA. RefSeq lists its product as uncharacterized. Gene Ontology annotation, cellular component: RNA polymerase III complex. The record is from RefSeq and is a predicted model, not a curated record. Lineage: Eukaryota; Fungi; Ascomycota; Eurotiomycetes; Eurotiales; Aspergillaceae. The coding region runs from base 1 to 681 and encodes 226 amino acids. The transcript is spliced from 3 exons. Gene Ontology annotation, biological process: transcription initiation at RNA polymerase III promoter.
AUGAAGAUUCUUGACCCACAAGCUGCAGUCCUCACCAAUGUCGAGGUACUGGCCUACCUUACGGCCAACCCACCCCGCCGUCCACCAAGUCGGCCUCCAAAUGCACGACAAUGGGUCCCAAGCCCAGAUCUAAGAGACCACAACACGGUCGUUAAAGAGUUCCACAACUAUGUCACCCGCAUCUCCCCACACCUCCUCAAAUACCCCCGCUACACAGACCGACCCAGCUCCUCCCACUCCCAAACCCAAGCAGCAAUGACCAGAACAAUGCGCCCAAACGCCCCAACAGAAGAAACCACGUCCACCCCGCACCAACCCACAAACGAAUCAACCCCCAUGGACCGCGCAAUGCGCGAUCUAAUCCUCAAACUGCGACCCUACGGCCUGACAAAAGCCGAAGUCCUAACUAUCAUCAAUCUGGGCAUCGGUCUGUCUGCGGGUGAAUCGGAGGAUCAGACCGGUGAAGCGAAUGGUGAGGGUGUCAUGGACCUUGAUGAGGAUCCCGCUGUGAAUGGGGAAGGGGAGGAGGGUGAAGAGGCCGAAGAAGGGGAGGGUGAUUUUGGGGCGUUGGCGCUUUUUGAUGCCGUUAUUGAGGAGAGGGAGUAUCGGAUUUCGAAUGAGGAUUUUGUGGCUAUUUUGGAGAUUAUUCGGGAGACGUUGGCGGAGAAUUAUCGGGGUUGA